AAACAAACAAAUGCUAUAAUUUUUUCAAUUUUAAAUAUCUAAGAAAUUGCCAAAAAAUGGCAAAAUUUUUGCGGUGCUGGACUUUAGUGACUCUUUUUAUAUUCUAUAAGUUUAAUCAUCUUGAUUGUAAAAGCAUCAAUAGUUUUGAAAAAUAUUCUAAAGUAUGCAAUUCCAAAGAAUGCCAACAAGUUGCAGAAACUAUAAAGCAAGGUUUAAACACGUCCGAGGAGCCAUGCAAUGACUUUUACGAGUUUGCUUGCGGUGGAUGGAAAAAACAACACAAACUUUCCCAUGAAGUUGAAAUUAAUACUUUUUCUAUUUUAAAAAACAAAAUUGAAAAAGAAAUACAUAAAUUACUUGAAGAAGAGCCACAAGCUGAUUGGAAUGAAGCAAUGGUUAAAGCUCACUCUUAUUACAAAUCAUGUAUGGACACUGCUACAAUAGAGAUGUCAGGACCCAAGCCAGCAUUAGAAUUUAUAUCGCAAAUCGGUGGUUGGUCUCUUUGCAACAACAAAGAAUGGGAACAAAACUCUAAACAAUACAAUAUUUACGAAGUUUUAUCAAAGUUGCAUAGAAAUUAUUUUCCAGCUCCUCCUUUCUUCACAGUUGAAAUUGUCAAUGAUCAGAUGAAUUUAGAAAAAAACCAAAUUCGAAUAGAUAAAUCUGGAUUGGGUCUAUUAAGAAAGGAGCUAUACUUUAAUCACAGUGAGAUUUUACAUCGCUAUGGGUCCUAUAUGGUUGAAGUUGCACAGUUGCUUGGAUAUACAUGCAAUGACAUGGAUCCUGAAAAUAAUGUUACAGCUCAGAUGCUUUCAAUAGUAGAGUUUGAAGAAAAGUUAGCCAAUUUGUCAUUUGCUGAAGACGUUAUGAGAGUCAACAUUUCAAGUCUUAUGGAGAUUAUUCCAAAUUUUGAUUGGAACUAUCAUCUAACCAGUAUAUUUCCUGAGAGUUUUGACAUAAAGAAAAGUGAAAUUAUCUUAUCGACAUCUCCAUCAUACCUUUUUGGUGUAGCGGAUUUAAUAAAGACAACUGAUAAAAGAGUUUUAUCAAGAUAUGUUGUUUGGCAACUUUUGCAAGACAAAAUUAGUUAUUUGUCAGAAGAUUUUCGUAAAAUAGAUUCAGCUUUUAAAAACACACUUGGGACUCAAGUGAAUUCCAAACGUUGGAAAACUUGUACUGAAGCAACAAAUACAAACAUGGGUUUACCAAUUGCUAGCAUGUUUAUCAGUAAAUAUAUGAAUAACAGCACGAAGCUGAAGGUUGUGGAAAUUUUUGAAGAAAUUAAACUUGCUUUCAAACAGCAAAUCAAAGGUUAUAAAUGGUUAGAUGAGAAAAUGAAAAAAUUUGCAAUUGAGAAGAUUGAUGGCUUAGUUGCCAAGAUUGGAUACCCAUCCUAUAUAGUAAAUGAAGAGGAGCUUAAUAAGCGAUUUGAAAAGCUUGACAUUGACAAAACCACUUUUUUUGUUAACAAUCUUAAUAUUGCCAAAUGGCGACAUAAACAGUUGUUUGAAAAACUCAGAAAACCAGUUGAUAAAGAAGAGUGGCAAAUAUACCCACAAGAUAUUGAUGUUAUGUAUCUCAUUUUUAACAAUGAAAUAAUUAUUCCUGCUGGAGCUUUGCAAUCACCUUUGUUUCACAGUGGAAAAGUCCCAAGAUCAAUUAAUUAUGGAUUUUUUGGUUCAUUAGUUGGUCAUGAAAUUACGCAUGGGUUUGAUCCAAAAGGUCAAAUGCAUGAUAAAAAUGGUGACUAUAUUAAAGAUGGGUGGUCAAGAAAAACUUCUUUUGAAUAUUUUAAAAAGUCUAAGUGUUUCGUUGAACAAUAUAAUGAAUUUAAAGUAGGAAAACAAUCAGUUAAUGGAAAUUUGACACUGGUUGAAAAUAUUGCAGAUAAUGGAGGUUGCAGGUUGUCCUUGAAAGCUUAUGAAAAUUAUUUGCAAAAUAACACAGAUACCAGACUUCCAACAUUAGAAUACACUGACAGACAAUUAUUUUUUAUUAGUUUUGCCCAGGGAUAUUGUGCUAACGCUAAGCAAGAAGUUGUCCUUGCAAACGCAUUAAUGGAAGGUCGUGCACCAUCAAAGUUUAGGGUUAUUGGUACAUUGUCUAAUACAGAAGGUUUUGCAAAGGCUUUUAAUUGUCGAAAAAAAGGUGAAGAAAAUAAUAAUGGAAUACGUCUUAAAAUGGACCCCAAGAAAAAAUGUGUCAUGUGGUAGAAGUGGUAGCCUGCAACUAAUGUUUAAUACGCAGAAAAUUUCCUGAUACUGACAGGAAAUUUUCUAUUUAUUAAACAAUUAAACUAAAUGAAUACAUAGGAUCACUUUAAUGUAUUGUAAAAAUGAAAAAAAUGAAAUCAUAUAUUUGUACAAAUUA
This is a messenger RNA of Hydra vulgaris (swiftwater hydra), 2370 nucleotides long. RefSeq names its product endothelin-converting enzyme homolog. Gene Ontology annotation, molecular function: metalloendopeptidase activity. Lineage: Eukaryota; Metazoa; Cnidaria; Hydrozoa; Anthoathecata; Hydridae. The record is from RefSeq and is a predicted model, not a curated record. Gene Ontology annotation, biological process: protein processing. Gene Ontology annotation, cellular component: plasma membrane.